CUGGGCUGUCAGAGCAACCUGCUCGCCUUAGGAGGUGAUGGGAUUCCUAGCCUUCCCUGCUGCCAGGAGGAACCGAGCUCACUGCACGCCCUGGCAUCCUUGGGACCAUAUGCUACUGUGGACAGCUCUGCUCUUCCUGGCUCCUGUUGCUGGGAAACCUGCAGAUCUCCCAAAAGCUGUGGUGAGCAUCCAGCCUGCGUGGAUCAAUGUGCUCAGGGAGGAUCGUGUGACGCUGGUGUGCCAGGGGACCAGCUUCUAUGACGGCAACCUCACCAUGUGGUUCCAUAACGGGAGCUCCAUCCACACCCAGAACCAGCCCAGCUACAGCUUUCAGGCCGGCAGCAAUGACAGUGGAUCCUACAGGUGCCAGAGGGAGCAGACCAGCCUCAGCGACCCUGUGCAUCUGGAUGUGAUUUCCGACUGGCUGCUGCUCCAGACCCCCAGCCUCGUGUUCCAGGAAGGGGAGCCCAUUCUGCUGAGGUGCCACAGCUGGAGAAACCACCCUCUGAAUAAGAUCACGUUCUACCAGGAUGGGAAAUCCAAGAUAUUUUCCUAUCAGCGUUCCAACUUCUCUAUCCCACGUGCCAACUUCAGUCACAGUGGCAAGUACCACUGCACAGCGUUUAUCGGGAAGACGCCACACUCGUCACAGCCAGUGAACAUCACUGUCCAAGAUGGGAAUGAAGGUCCAGCAAUUCCACUCAUCUCUUCACCUUGGCAUCAAAUCACUUUCUGCCUGGUGAUGGGGCUCCUUUUUGCAGUGGAUACAGGCCUGUAUUUUUCAGUGCAGAGAGACCUUCAAAGCUCCAUGGGAGACCGGAGGAAUUAAAAAGUCCGAUGGAGCCAAGACCCUCAGGACAAAUGACCCCUCAUUCCAUGGUGUAACAGCAGUGGUGGCAGCGCUCUUCAGUCCAGAACUUUCCUCUUCCCUGGCCUCUCCUUGGCAACAACCUGGGCUAAGGAGCCUCCAGGGAAAGAAAAGACCUGUUAUCUCCAGAUCAAGUAGAAGGUAACAGGCCCUGCCUUCACUGAUUUCCCAAAGGCUAAGGCACAGUCCCAACUCACCCAGCUCUACAUGGACUCACAGCAAAUGUGUUCUCCCAGCUCCUCGCCAGAGGCUCCUCAAAUAAAUGAAACCUCAGUAAA
This is a messenger RNA of Cervus elaphus (red deer), 1146 nucleotides long. RefSeq names its product low affinity immunoglobulin gamma Fc region receptor II-like. NCBI's taxonomy places the organism in Eukaryota, Metazoa, Chordata, Mammalia, Artiodactyla, Cervidae. The record is from RefSeq and is a predicted model, not a curated record. Gene Ontology annotation, molecular function: transmembrane signaling receptor activity. The transcript has 5 exons. Gene Ontology annotation, biological process: cell surface receptor signaling pathway. The coding region runs from base 38 to 829 and encodes 263 amino acids.